GGGCAGCGCCAGCGGCAGCGGCCACGAAUCUAUAAAUAGGCACCAAGGAGCAGCUUACCCAUUCAUCUCCCUCCCUCCCUCCCUCGCCAGCUCAAGCUCAAGAAGCUUCACCAAUCUCCCUAGCAAGCUCAAGAAGCUUCAUCAGCUAGAUUAGAUUAGCGCAUAACAUUCUUGGCCUCUCCAAUCCUCUGUCUCUGUCUCUACUCAGCUAGCUACCAGAUCCCCGGAAACCGGAGAGCGCAGAUGGCAAGCAGAUCCGCCGAGCUUCUCUCGAGGAUGGCCGCCGGCGACGGCCACGGCGAGAACUCGUCCUACUUCGACGGGUGGAAGGCGUACGACAUGAACCCCUUCCACCCGCAGGACAACCGCGGGGGCGUCAUCCAGAUGGGCCUCGCCGAGAACCAACUCUCGCUGGACCUGAUCGAGGAGUGGAGCAAGGCCCACCCGGAGGCGUCCAUUUGCACGGCGGAGGGCGCCUCGCAGUUCAAGAGGAUCGCCAAUUUCCAGGACUACCACGGCCUCCCGGAGUUCAGACAGGCGAUGGCCCAGUUCAUGGGGCAGGUGAGGGGGUGGAAGGCCAGGUUUGACCCGGAUCGCGUCGUGAUGAGCGGCGGCGCCACCGGCGCGCAGGAGACGCUCGCCUUCUGCCUUGCCAACCCCGGCGAGGCCUUCCUCGUGCCCACGCCUUACUACCCAGGAUUCGACCGCGACUGCUGCUGGAGGUCAGGAGUGAAGCUGCUGCCGAUCGAGUGCCACAGCUCCAACGACUUCAGGAUCACCAGGGAGGCCGUCGUGGCCGCGUACGAGAGCGCGACGAGCAACGGCGUCCGCGUCAAGGGGAUCCUCAUCACCAACCCGUCCAACCCGCUGGGCACGACGGCGGACCGGGCGACGCUGGCCAUGCUCGCCACCUUCGCCACGGAGCACCGCGUGCACCUCAUCUGCGACGAGAUCUACGCGGGGUCGGUCUUCGCCAAGCCGGAGUACGUGAGCAUCGCCGAGGUGAUCGAGCGCGACGCCCCCGGCGCCGACCGGGACCUCAUCCACAUCGCCUACAGCCUCUCCAAGGAUUUCGGCCUCCCGGGGUUCCGCGUCGGCAUCGUCUACUCGUACAACGACGCCGUCGUGGCCUGCGCGCGCAAGAUGUCCAGCUUCGGGCUCGUCUCCUCGCAGACGCAGCUCUUCCUGGCCAAGAUGCUCGGGGACGAGGAGUUCAUGGCGCGGUUCCUGCGCGAGAGCGCGCGGCGGCUGGCGGCGCGGCACGAGAUGUUCACGUCGGGGCUCCGCGAGGUCGGCAUCGGGUGCCUGGGCGGCAACGCCGGGCUCUUCUCGUGGAUGGACCUGCGGGGCAUGCUCCGGGAGAAGACGGCGGAGGCGGAGCUGGAGCUGUGGCGGGUCAUCAUCCGCAAGGUGAAGCUCAACGUGUCGCCGGGGACGUCGUUCCACUGCGGCGAGCCCGGGUGGUUCCGCGUCUGCCACGCCAACAUGGACGACGAGACCAUGGGGGUGGCGCUGAGCCGGAUCCGGGACUUCGUGCGCCAGCACCAGCAGCAGAAGGCCAAGGCCCAGCGCUGGGCCGCCAGGGGGCACCUCCACCUCAGCCUGCAGCGCCACGGCGCCAUGGCUUCGCAGUACCACGCGCUCUCCAGCCCCAUGGCCGCGCUGCUGUCCCCCCAGUCUCCGCUGGUCCAUGCCGCCAGCUAAGUCGGUCGCCACGGUCGGUCAAGUGAGCCGCACGUACAUUUGGUACGUACACACUUUUUUCGAUCGCAUGCAUGCAUGGCACGGUGCACGCAUGGGGCCAGGGUGCAUGCGAUUGUUUUGGAAGGUUUAGACAUGCGAAAUGCAGCAUGUAGUAGCGUAACGUUUUACGGAGGUUGCAAUGGCGCCCGAUGUGGGCAAGCCGUGUGUGACCACGCAUGGUAUUACCAUCAUCUUAGUUUUGUUUAUGGUUUGGUUUGGUCUGAUCGGAUCAAGGCUUCUCGAUCAGAUCCUGUAAUAAACUUGUACCGAGGUACAAGAUUGAUGUUGUCUAGGUCCAUGUUGUACCACAUACCGCAGGAGUGAUGAGUUUAAACUUAGUUUA
Messenger RNA from Aegilops tauschii subsp. strangulata, 2086 nucleotides. RefSeq names its product 1-aminocyclopropane-1-carboxylate synthase 2. Gene Ontology annotation, molecular function: pyridoxal phosphate binding; transaminase activity. The record is from RefSeq and is a predicted model, not a curated record. Gene Ontology annotation, biological process: biosynthetic process; amino acid metabolic process. NCBI's taxonomy places the organism in Eukaryota, Viridiplantae, Streptophyta, Magnoliopsida, Poales, Poaceae.